AUGGCAGAUAAACUUUGUAAGGUGUGCAAUAAGGCGGUAAAUCGAAAAAACCCCGGCCUGCAGUGUGGCAGUUUUUGUGCUCGAUUUUAUCACGGACAGUGUAUAAACAUAGUUGGAAACCAGCUCGAUAGUCUCCGAACCGAAGGUGUAUCGUGGAAAUGUCUCGAUUGCCGAAGUCGUUCCCGGACCUCAGUUGGAGCAUCGCUGUCGACGGAGUUACUAGCUGUGAAUGAUGCACUGCCAGGUGAUUCAGCAUCGAAUGCUCUGGGGAAAAUCCGCGCAGAGCUAAGGCAGAUUCGAGAACAACAAGCCCUACUUCUAGAGUCGGUAAAUUUUUGCAGCAAUAAAAUCUCGGAUUUCGAAAAUGAAAUUCACAAAUUGAAUGAUUAUAUACGAAAAACAGAUCAACUGUUUACUGAGAACAAAAAAUUGAAGAGCGAUCUAGACGGCCUACAGUCCAAGAUGAAUGACUUGGAACAGGUAUCUCGCUCGAAUAAUAUCGAAAUACAGGGUGUUCCUGAAAGGAACAACGAAGACCUCUACAACAUUCUCGAGAAAAUAGGAACUUACAUUGAUUGUAAAAUAAAUCCUAUUUCUAUCGAUUAUGUACACAGGGUUCAAAGUAAUCACAACUCCACUGAUAACAAAACGAAAAAUAUAAUUGUUAAAUUCAUAUCAAAAAGAGAAAAAGAUCGCUUCUUGUUAUCUGCUAAAACCAAACGUAUCGGAAAUAACAGUUCACCAAAAAUGUCUCUGGAUGGAGUAUCUGAUGCAUUUUAUAUUAAUGAACACCUGACGCUAACCAAUAAGAUCCUGUAUAGGGAAGCAGAACAACAAAAACCGCGGACAAGUGAUAAAGAUCUAAAAACAAAGAAGGAUAAAGAUUCAGAAAUACACGGUGGCACAAAUAACAGAAACGAGGCAAAUGAAGACAUGGAAUUACUGGCGGGAAUUGAUUCAAAUGAUGCAGAAAAAGUUUUCAAACCAGAAAAAUCUAUUCCACGUUCUCCCACUCAAAAUAUAAUUAUUCCAGCAAGUUCAGCACCUGUAAUUAGUCAAGAGGGCACACAAAAACGCCCUAGGUCAGAGUCAAGUCCAGAGUUACAAUUUACAAAGAGGCAAUGUGAAGGAACAAAAAAUGCUACAGAAGUGGACGACCAGCAAACAGUUAGACAAAAUGAACUAACAAACUCACAAAUGAACACUACUGAAUGGCAAAUAAUGAAUAUAAUGACAGCCAUAGAGAAGAUUGAAGAGGUUGCAAAAAAAGGAGGUUCGGGUGGUAGUGCAGAUGACAAUGAAAAUAGUAAAAAUGAUUUAGCAGAUGCAAUUGAUACCAAACAAACUGAAGGAGGAUUCAAAAAUAUCAAAGGAAUGAGAAAUGGUGCCGUCAUAGUUGAAAGCCAUAACAGAAGCCAACAAGAAAAAUUAAAAGCAGAAUUGAAAAACAAAAGUCAUAUAACAGUGAAAGAAACCCAAAAUUUGGAGCCCAUGUUCUUAAUCACAGGUAUAGAAAAAGGGUUUGAAGAUGAAGAAUUGAUCAAAGAACUAGUCCGUCUCAAUAGUGAGAUAGAGCAAGAGCUUGGACAGGACAUCCAGCAAGAUAUAAAAGUUAUAGCGAGAAGACAGUGUCGAAACCCAAUUAAAGAAAAUGUGGUACUCCAAGCACCUGCACCUAUAUCAAAAUGGUUUUUGAAAAAACAACUUGUUGAUUUUGACCUAGUGAAAAUUCAUGUUCAGGAGCAUUUUAACUUAGCAGUUUGUUUUAAAUGCUGUGGUUUUGGACAUGUUGCAAAGUAUUGUUCAGCUAACGCAUGUUGUCAUAAAUGCGGAGGAGGACAUGCUGGGAAGGAUUGUACUGAGAAUGAGUGGAAAUGUCCUAACUGCGAGAAGAUGAAAUUUGGGGUAGCACAACACUCAGCAAGAGACAUUAAUUGCCCUGUUUACAAAAAAAGGCUUGAAAGAUUCAAACAAAACAUCAACUACGAAAGUGAGACUUUUUUAUGA
Messenger RNA from Phaedon cochleariae (mustard beetle), 2007 nucleotides. Lineage: Eukaryota; Metazoa; Arthropoda; Insecta; Coleoptera; Chrysomelidae. The record is from the annotation of a GenBank genome assembly.